AUGGAGGAAGUGCUUGAGCCAUCACUGCGGAAUGUUAUCGAACAAAAAUCUCUGAAAUGGAUAUUCGUCGGUGGCAAAGGAGGUGUCGGGAAAACCACAUGCAGUUGUUCGUUAGCUGUUCAGUUAGCGAAAGUGAGACGAAGCGUUCUGAUCAUAUCAACUGAUCCUGCGCACAACAUAUCUGAUGCAUUCGCUCAAAAGAUUAGUAAAACACCGACAAUUGUCAAUGGAUUCUCGAAUCUUUAUGCAAUGGAAAUUGAUCCCAAAUCAGAUUCAGAUGUGGUACCUCAACUCGUGUCUGCAUCGGAUGUUACUGAAAGAGAUAUGCUGGGAGUUGGUCGACAGUUACUGCAAGAUCUAGUCGGAGGAUUGCCGGGCAUUGAUGAGUCCAUGGCUUUUGCAGAAAUGAUCAAGUUGAUCCAUUCAAUGGACUUCGAUGUAGUGGUGUUCGAUACAGCGCCAACUGGACACACUCUUCGACUACUUCACUUCCCCGAUAUACUCGAGCACUGCUUGUCGAAAAUUCUGACGCUACAGAACUCUUUCUCACCUCUCAUUUCACAGGCCGGCGGUAUGCUAGGCUUAAGUCAGAAUUCAGCAGAAGAAACUGUAACAAAAGUGCGCGAAACACUGGAUUUGGUGAAAAAAAUUAAUGCACAGUUCAAGAAUGAGGAGUUAACAACGUUCGUUUGUGUUUGCAUCGCUGAAUUCUUAUCGUUGUAUGAAACUGAACGACUUAUACAAGAGUUGACCAAGCAGAAAAUAGACACACACAAUGUGGUCGUAAAUCAAUUGGUGUAUCCAGAUAAGGAUGAGACCGGAUGUGUGAAGUGUAAGAAGUGUAAUGCACGAUAUAAGAUUCAGAAGAAGUAUCUGGAACAGGCUCUUGAAAUGAAGAUAAUUUGGAUUCAGAUAGAGGAUUUAUACGAAGAUUUCAACGUGACGAAAUUACCUUUGAUGGACAAUGAGGUGCGUGGAAGGGAUCACAUUUGUCGAUUUAGUGAAUAUUUAAUUGAUCCGUUCGAUCAGAGCAAACAUUCUUCGGGUUUUGACAGCAAUUGA
Anisakis simplex (herring worm) is the source of this 1062-nucleotide messenger RNA. Lineage: Eukaryota; Metazoa; Nematoda; Chromadorea; Rhabditida; Anisakidae. The record is from the annotation of a GenBank genome assembly.